AGAGCUUAGCUGGUGGAGAAAAAAAAUUCUCAACAAUGGCGCUACGGACACUCUCAACGUUUCCUUCUCUUCCUCGUCGCUUCACGAGACGUGAACCCAAUCUCACCGUGGUUUACCGAAACCCGAAGACUUCUAUAUUCUGUAAAUCAAUUGCUAAUUCCGAGACUCCGGUUUCUCUCUCGGAACGAGAUGGGUUCGCUGCGGCAGCGCCGACUCCUGGAGAGAGGUUCUUAGAGAACCAAAGAGCUCAUGAAGCUAAGAAAGUGGUGAAGAGAGAGAUUAAAAAGGAGAAGAAGAAGAAAAAGGAAGAGAUUGUGCGGAAGGUUGUGGAUACUUCGGUCUCGUGUUGUUACGGCUGCGGAGCUCCGUUACAGACUUCCGAUGUUGAUUCUCCUGGAUUUGUCGAUUUGAUUACUUACGAAUUGAAGAAGAAGCAUCAUCAGUUAAGAACUUUAAUAUGUGGAAGGUGUCAGCUUUUGUCUCAUGGACAUAUGAUUACAGCAGUAGGUGGUAAUGGAGGAUAUCCUGGUGGGAAACAAUUUGUAUCAGCUGAUGAACUCCGUGAGAAACUUUCUCACUUGCGCCAUGAGAAAGCUUUGAUUGUUAAAUUGGUUGACAUUGUUGAUUUUAAUGGAAGUUUUUUAGCUCGUGUUCGUGACUUAGUUGGAGCUAAUCCAAUUAUACUGGUUAUAACUAAGAUUGAUCUUCUUCCGAAAGGAACAGAUAUGAACUGUAUUGGUGAUUGGGUCGUAGAAGUGACUACGAGGAAAAAGCUCAAUGUGUUGAGUGUCCAUCUCACAAGUUCAAAGUCUCUGGAUGGAGUUAGCGGAGUUGCAUCAGAAAUUCAGAAGGAGAAAAAGGGACGAGAUGUCUACAUUCUGGGGGCAGCUAACGUAGGGAAGUCAGCAUUCAUCAAUGCUUUGCUGAAAACAAUGGCGGAAAGGGACCCUGCUGCAGCAGCGGCACAAAAGUACAAACCAAUUCAAUCUGCUGUCCCUGGAACCACCUUGGGUCCAAUUCAGAUCAAUGCCUUCCUCGGAGGAGAGAAGUUGUAUGAUACACCGGGUGUGCACCUACACCACAGGCAAGCAGCUGUUGUUCAUUCAGAUGAUUUACCCGCCCUUGCUCCUCAAAAUCGGCUCAGAGGCCAAUCUUUCGAUAUUUCAACUUUGCCAACUCAAUUGUCAAGUAGUCCCAAUGGUGAGAGCUUAAAUGGUUUUACAUUUUUCUGGGGAGGUCUAGUCAGGAUCGACAUCUUGAAGGCUCUACCAGAAACAUGUUUCACAUUCUAUGGACCAAAGGCUCUUGAUAUUCAUGUUGUACCAACCAAAUCAGCGACUGACUUUUACCAGAAAGAACUGGGUGUGCUUCUGACACCUCCAUCAGGGAAAGAUCAGAUUCAAGAAUGGAAAGGAUUACAAUCUCACCGUUUACUCCAAAUUGAAAUCAUUGAUUCAAAAAGACCGGCUAGUGAUGUGGCGAUUUCCGGGUUGGGAUGGAUUUCAAUUGAACCAAUCCGCAAAACACGAGGAACAGAACCUAGAGAUCUCAAUGAAGCAGAGCAUGAUAUACGUAUCUGUGUCAGUGUGCCAAAACCAGUUGAAGUAUUUCUACGACCAACAUUGCCGAUUGGUGCUUCAGGUACUGAAUGGUAUCAGUAUCGUGAGUUAACCGAUAAGGAAGAAGAAGUAAGACCCAAAUUGUACUUCUGAAAUUUUGUUUAGUUGCAAAAGUGUUGGCUAAGUUUGCUCAAACUAGAGUUAUACAUAUGUAAUAAUGGUAAAAUAGAAAAUUGUUUGUAAUGAAAUUUACUAAAGUAGUAUUUAAUAAA
Capsella rubella is the source of this 1831-nucleotide messenger RNA. Its product is annotated as NO-associated protein 1, chloroplastic/mitochondrial. Lineage: Eukaryota; Viridiplantae; Streptophyta; Magnoliopsida; Brassicales; Brassicaceae. The transcript is spliced from 13 exons. Gene Ontology annotation, molecular function: GTPase activity; GTP binding. The record is from RefSeq and is a predicted model, not a curated record. The coding region runs from base 36 to 1712 and encodes 558 amino acids.